Heterotrigona itama is the source of this 2032-nucleotide messenger RNA. The record is from the annotation of a GenBank genome assembly. Lineage: Eukaryota; Metazoa; Arthropoda; Insecta; Hymenoptera; Apidae.
AUGCAAAACACGAUUAGGUAUUUCAGAAUCAAAAUCUAAGAUACAGUCCAUUAUUCGGAGGAUCUCGAGACUUGCAAGGGAAUUGGAUUAGCAAGGAAAUAUCGAUUCACUGUCAUCGCUUUCGCUUCAAUAUCACAAGACGUUUCAACACUAACUAAAUUUUAUGAUUAUUUAUUUGAAUGAUAUGAGAAAUAAUGUAUUAAUUUAUACAUGCUGCAUACAUAUUUUAAUAUAUAUGUAUAGUCUAUAUAUUUGGUGUGCAUACGUAUUGCAUUCGAAAAAUAUACAUCGUCAAAAAAUUAAUUUCUUCUGAAAUAUUAAAUAAUAAUUAAUAAUAGUAUUAUGAAAUAUAAAAUGAUAAUUAAUAAUAGUUAUAAAUCAGUAUUACGAUAAAUUAAUAAUAAAUAUUAUAAUAAUUUAAUAUUCUAAAUUAUUGUAAUAUUAUAAUAUUAUAAAUUACUAAAAUUAUUAAAGUUUAUUAUUGUUUUUCAUUUACUUAUUAUGAUGUUAUUGUAUAUAUUAUUACAUAAUUAUAAUGUUUCUCAUAAUACUAUAAUAUUAUAAGAGUAUAAAUUAUUAAACUUGUUAAAAUUUAUUAUCACAUUUUUAUUUAUUGAUCAUGAUUGUACCUAUCGUUGUAUUGAUUGUAUCAUGAUUGCAUUGAUAAUGACAUUAUUAUAUAAUUGUAUUAUUCAUAAUAAUUAAUACUUUAUAAAAUGCUUCAUAAAAUAUUACAAAAUGUUAAAUAUUGAACCAAAUAAAAUGCGAAUGAAAGAGAAAUGUACCGAAACUUUUAGCCGAUGUUAUAUACUACAUAAUUGUGUAUAAUGACAAAACUCUUCAUACUGUUCAAAAGAAUAAUCAUAUAAUUGAUGACUAUGUAUAACAAUCAUACAAAUGAGAUUGUAUGAAAACGAAUUAAAUGGAGGAAGGAUUAACGUUUCGUUGUAUAUAUCUAGGAGCAGUACAUCGACAGCUGCAACCGCAUUUGCAAUUGCAACAUCUGCAUCAAGCAAUCCGCCAGACAUUGAUAAGGAUAAUCGCAGCGGUUCUUAUUAUGACAAAAAUAACCGGAAAGAGUCGGUUAUGUCGACCGCAACUAUGAUGCGAGUGUUGAAAGUGUUGAGGCAUUGGAUUUCGAAACACCCGCAGGAUUUCGAAUCCGAUCAGAGAUUAAAACAUCUGACGAUUAAGUUCCUUGAGGAUAUUAUGCGCUCGCCGAAUCUUCUGCCGGCUGAGCACAAGGCUGCAAACCAACUACUUCGAUUGAUCGCGAAGGAAGUGCCGGACAGCAACAAAGUGGAGCUAGAGAAACUGUUGGCUCCUCCAACCAGAAUUUCUCGGACAGGCAUGGAUAAAAACUGACAAGGCUACACGAGCACCCAACAUUUGUCUGCUAACAAAACGAUUCAAUGAAAUGUCACAAUUGGUUGCUUCUGAAAUUGUCAGACGUAAGAGUGUGUCGGCGAGAACUGCAAUGAUCGAGAGAUGGGUCGCGAUUGCAGACUACAACAGAACUUUGCACAAUUUCAACGGUGUAUUACAGAUUUGUGCAGCCUUCUCAAACAGCUGUGUUUUCAGAUUGAAGAAGACUUGGGACAAAGUUCCAAAAGCGACGAUUCAAAUGAUGGAAAAACUGCAGAACAUUGUAUCAUCGGAUGGACGGUUUAAAAAUCUAAGGGAAGCUUUACGUCGAUGCGAUCCACCUUGUAUUCCUUAUAUAGGAAUGUAUCUGUCCGACCUUUCUUUCAUAGAAGAGGGUACCCCAACUGUGACUGAAGACGGCCUCUUAAACUUUUCCAAAAUGAGAAUGAUUGCCCACGUGAUUCAAGAAAUAUAUCAAUUACAACAAGGAUCAUACAAUAUCGAACCGGUGAUGAAAGUUAUGAAUUACCUAUUGGAUCCAUCGUUGCAGAUCGACGACGAUACUCUAUAUCGCAUGUCCUUGGAGAUCGAGCCAAGAUCAUCCAAGCUAAGUAGUUCAAGUUUACUUCAUCUGACACCCUCCGUCGCCCAUAAGUCCAAUAAAUGA